Messenger RNA from Chironomus riparius, 1359 nucleotides. The record is from the annotation of a GenBank genome assembly. NCBI's taxonomy places the organism in Eukaryota, Metazoa, Arthropoda, Insecta, Diptera, Chironomidae.
CAGCUGUGAAGAUCAACAAAUUAGCAACAAAAAUUUCAAUUUUAAUUUUUCUCUCAAUUUUCAUCGACAAUGGACUCUCAAAUUGAGCACAUGCUGGCACUGAAAGUCAUGCGAUUGACUCGACCAACAUUGACAAACUUUGAGAACCUUAUAUUCAGCGAAAGAAGUGAUUUACCACAUUUGGAAAGUGAAGAAUCAAAUUAUUUACCAAAAUCUAAUUUUUUGCUGUUGCCGCAAUCAUUUGGGAACAUUUAUUUGGGCGAGACCUUCUCCAGCUACAUUUGUGUCCACAACUGUGUAACUCAUGCAGUCUCAUCAGUUUCUGUCAAGUGCGAUUUACAAAGCAACAAUUCAAGAGUUUCGAUUCCGAUUCAUGCAAAUAGGACAAUUCCGACUACUUUGAAUCAGGAUGAGACUUUGGAUGAUGUUAUUCAUUAUGAAGUCAAGGAAAUCGGAACCCACAUCCUAGUCUGUGAAGUCAACUAUGUGUCACCUGGUGGACUGCCAUUGAGCUUCAGAAAAUUCUUCAAAUUUCAAGUAUUAAAGCCGUUGGACGUACAGACAAAGUUCUACAAUGCUGAGACUGACGAGGUUAUUUUGGAGGCUACGAUUCAAAACAUAACAGCUAAUGUGAUUUGCUUAGAACGAGUUGAACUCGAACCAUCCGAUUCGUACACAUCUACGUCGCUAAAUACAACAACAGAUGGAAAUUCUGUGUUCUGUUCAAUCAACAAGUUGCAGCCUCAGAAUUCGUGUCAGUUCUUGUACUGUAUUAAGCCAAUUCCAUCAAUUGCGAAUGACUUGAAGACACUGAAAAUGGCAAUGAAUAUUGGAAAGCUGGAUAUUGUAUGGAGAUCUUCUAAUUUGGCUGAAAGGGGACGGUUGCAGACUAGUCAGCUGCAGAGAAGUUCAAUAGAGUUUGGUGACCUUCGUCUAUCAAUCAUCGAAGCCAACAGCAUCAGUGAAAUCUCAAAACCGUUCAUCUUCAAUUGCCGCAUCACCAACACAAGCACACGAUCAAUGGAACUUAACCUCAACUUCAACAUUAAGCAGAAGCACUGCAACCUUUACACAGGCUCAUCUGAACAGAAUUUGGGACUAAUUGAGCCAGACAAGUUUAAAGACUUCCGCUUGACAAUUUUUCCAAUCCGAUUAGGGAUUGUAAGUGUUGGUGACUUACAGAUUAGCGACGUGUUUAUGAAGAGAAUUUAUGAAUUUGAAGAUAUUUUGCAAGUUUUCGUUGUUAAAGAUUUGAAUGAAGCUUACGAUUUGCAAAAGUUUGUUAAAUUUCAUGACAUUCCAGUCAGUCAAGCUAGACAGUCUGCUUAAAAAAUUAAUAAAAUUAUUAUUCUAAAUGAA